AUGAACCAAACGGUCUUACAUAGCACUAUAUUUUUCACUGCAUAUGGACCUCCAGGCCCACUCAACUACGCAGCUUUUUUCUUAACAUUUUUGCUUUUCUUCAUUACAAUAUUUGCCAACCUCAGUCUCAUGCUUGUAAUCUACUUAGAAUCAAGCUUACACAAGCCCAUGUACAUAUUUCUGUUCAACUUGGCGGUGAAUGGACUGAUUGGGAGUUUAUCCGUCUGUCCGAAGAUCAUGGACAAUCUUGUUAAUGACAUAAAGGGCAUCUCUCACGAAGGUUGUAUAUUGCAGGUGUUUUUCUGCAGUGUAUAUGCAGCGUGUGCUUACGUUAUUCUAGCAGUGAUGGCUUAUGACAGGUAUGUCUCCAUUUGCAAGCCAUUGCAAUAUCAUAGCAUUAUGACCCCUUCUAAAGUGAAGAUGUUGUUAGCCUUGGUAUAUUUUAUUCCCAUAACCAUGCUCACUUUUCAAAUGUUUAUCACUUCAAGGCUCCCUGUGUGCAGCUACAACAUCAAUAAGCUUUUUUGUGAUAACCUAGCAGUUGUUAAACUCUCCUGUGCUGAAAGUGCACUGAGUAACCUGUAUGGUAUAUGUCUCAUAGGAAGCCUAGUGGUUUUACCUUUUGUGUUAGUUGUGCUCUCAUAUGUAAAAAUAUUACUUGUUUGCUUGAAAGCCUCAAAGGAGUCACGAAAGAAGGCUUUUAAUACGUGUGCUCCCCACUUGAUCACUUUCAUCAACUUCUCUACAGCCAUACUUUUUUCUGUUAUUUACAACAGGCACAGCACAGCAACCAGAGAGGUUAAUGUAUUCAUAUCAGUGCAGUUCAUUCUGUUCCCACCACUGGUACACCCUAUCAUAUAUGGUAUUAGGACCAAGGAGAUCAGAACAUGUAUUGCAAAAAUUAUAAGAACAAGAAUCUUUCCGAACUCUCUUGAUUUUCCUCAUCUAAAAUCUGAACCUAAACUGGUACCAAUUAUGACUUUAGAUGGUACAGCAGCAGGGCAAGGGUUGCCGGUUUGAAUCCCAGGUCUAACAGGAACAUCUGACAGAAUGUGAGCUGCCAGAACUAAAUGUUUUUAUCAUCAACCUAAUCUUUUGUUUUUCCUUUGUAUUGCAU
Messenger RNA from Coregonus clupeaformis (lake whitefish), 1117 nucleotides. RefSeq names its product olfactory receptor 52K2-like. Gene Ontology annotation, biological process: G protein-coupled receptor signaling pathway. Gene Ontology annotation, molecular function: G protein-coupled receptor activity; olfactory receptor activity. Gene Ontology annotation, cellular component: membrane. NCBI's taxonomy places the organism in Eukaryota, Metazoa, Chordata, Actinopteri, Salmoniformes, Salmonidae. The transcript has a single exon. The coding region runs from base 1 to 1020 and encodes 339 amino acids. The record is from RefSeq and is a predicted model, not a curated record.